Molecule: messenger RNA, 22276 nt
Organism: Xyrichtys novacula (pearly razorfish)
Lineage: Eukaryota; Metazoa; Chordata; Actinopteri; Labriformes; Labridae
Source: the annotation of a GenBank genome assembly
CCCCGUCUCUGUAGUCCACCUCUACAGCAUGCAAAUUACUGAGCAACUCCAAUAUAUCGCAGAUUGGUUAACUACACGGAGCGCGCGGCGCGGCGCGAGAGCAGGACGCGGCACACGCUUUCAUCUUUUUUUGAGUGGACUGUAAAAGGAGGGGAAAUUAUCUCUUUUUGAUUCAAACUCUGUUUUUUUUCCCCUUUGCGAGUCGCACCUGCAACUUAACCAGAAUUCCCACUAAAAAGGAGGGAUACACACAUCAUCCCGGGACCGGAGUGGAACCUCACCGUGGGCUGCUCGAGCGUCGGAAUAAUUAGUCCCCGCUUUUUUUGCGACACAGGGAAGAAAAGAGAGGACAAGAGGGUGAAGUUUGCCUGUGUGUCAGCUGUUUUCUUUUAAAAAAAUAGGAGUGCGGGUGGACGGAGGAGAGGGAAAAGUGCGGAGUGGAGGAGGUUUGCCCCUCUUCAAUGCGUCCCUUCUCGGUGUCUACUCAUGGACUGAGUGCGGUGACAGCUGAAGCAGCCCUCCUUCUGGUUUUCCUCAGUUUUAGUCGGUAAGUCACGAAGCGGAGUCACCACAAAUAUCCCCCGCUGCCUGUUAACACCUUGAACUGUAAAAACGCUCAGUUAUGCUAAUGUCUUUUAACAGUGAUGGACCAGGUGGGCUUCCUGCUGUAUUUAUGAAAAACAGCCUUGGAAUCCAGGUGUUCAUUAUGGACAGGUUCCAACUAGCUCAAGUAUGCACUGCCCCCCUUUCACAUCUGACCAUCACCACCAUUCCUGUAAAUUAACUAAGUGAGCAAAACCUGUCAGGGUAAUUUACAGCUGCUUGUCAUUUUCAGGGUUUUUACGAGUAAAGAAAGUCCAGUAAAAAAACAGAAAAGACAGAGAGAAAUGCUUGGACUUGACAAGGAGGGAGCAGAUAGAGACCAGUGAGUAUUCCAGAGGGUCCUCCAUUACCUCCAGCACACCUGGCUGGUUGCCACACGCAGUUACUGUAUCCUACGGCUGUGCUGGGCUUAUGGUAAUGAAGACUGCUGCUGAGCUUAGACGGUGCUGUCAUUACCUCUCCUGGAUUCAAGAAAACUUUCCUUCAAAUGGCUCUUUUUUUCCCCUCUAAAACCGGCGCUACACUCCUCUAUUCCACUCGUCAUCUAAAGCCCAGUCUUUUACGCUUUUAUAACCCCUUUUUUGGCAUUUGUCCACAGCUAAAUAUAGUUGUUGCGCAUGAAUAUUCCUAAUUCUGUCAGUGGUCACAGGUGUGCUCGGCAAGGACCGCAUCAUGAUGUAAAGCAGCUAAUCAGAAAUGAUUGUUUUCAGGCCUUAUUUCUCCACAGGAUUUACAUUUCUAUUAUUUGUCCUUCCGUUUUUUGUUCAACAGGACUGUAUUUUCUUUUAAUGAGAGGGGUGAGGUUGUAGUCCCAUUUAACUGCGAGCUAAUGAAGAAAAGACGUGUCCAAUUAGCCGCACGGUGCAAAUUGCUUCAUUGAGUUUUGGUCCCCAAUUUUUCGCUUGGAUGAAUUAAUGAGUAAAAGUCUGAUGUCGAACCCCUCUAACAUAGACGUAUUCACUGCUUAAGCCCUAAUGUAUCCAGAUAACUUGAUUUUAAUUAUUGAUUAUGGCUUUCCGGAAGUACAAUAGCCUACGAGGGCCAAUUUAACACAUUAUGCAAAUGUCAAGAGGAUUUUUAACUGUGGUUUUGUCUCCUGCUUUAUUCAUGGCCUUGCUUCUUUUUUUUCCCAAUUAUAAGAUGUCGCCACAGCAUUAGAAUUUCGAACCCUGGCGCGACACUAAUUAUAAUUAAUCAAUAUUGAUGCUUGUUGAAAUACCACAGCAACAAACAAUUAACUCCUGGGCACGCAUUUUAUCGUUUUCCUUUACAGCUUGCACAUAGAGCUGAGAACACAGACCAGCAUUUGACAUACCGUUGACAACAACAAAGGGCAAUAUAAACAUGUGAGGAGAAAUUCCUUUAAGCUGAAAACUAUAAUCCAGAGGAAGAGUGUGGUGCUGUACGUUUACAGUGAUGUGAAGCUACCUCUCUACAGUCCGCAGAGCGAGACUAAUUGAAAACAUACUCUCCUCUGUUCUUUGUCUGGCUGCUGCAGACAUUAGAGUAACCCGUGUCUUUGUUGGACGCUACAGGACCUAACAAACAACAGGACUUCUCGGCCUAUGAAGGAGGAGAGUGAGUGGAAGGGCUGAGCAGAGACACACAGACACUCCUUGCAUUUUGGGGCCUCGGUGUGGGCGCUUUUUUUUUACGAUCUUUCAAGAGUCUAAAACAAUCAGAAAAUAACUUCUUGUUUUUGCAUAGUAUAAUUCACGCGCGCUCUCCAACUCUUAAACUUGUUUUAGAAGUAAUCCCCCACUUUGCUCGCCGCCUACGUCACAGUGUGACAUCACAGCAGCGUGACACAAUUUCGCCUGACACUAAAUUCAAGUUAAUGCGACACGGUCAAUAAAAGGCGAUUAAAGAGGACAUCCUGCAUCGUGUAUCAUCUCUUCUUAGCAUGUGGCUGUUUAUGACAAGAGAAAGACUAGCUUUGUUUGAGAGGAGACUCAAGGCCUGGAGGCAAAUACAGUGAGUUAUUUCUGGCGCUGAAUGAUGAUUGACGGCUCUAUGGACCAAUGAGAGGACUGCAGUGUGUUGGAUUCCACCCUUUAGGGUCAGAUAGGUACAGUUGAUGACCUGAUGGAAGGCUAUUUUGGCGCUUUUCCAAACUUAAGAUCGUGAAAGCGCGAAUAAUUUUCAUUGUAAUUUUUCUAGAUUUAACAGAAGUGGACCAGUUUCUUUCUCUUUAGGUGUCAAGAAGUUGGAAAUGUUAUGUUUUAUUGGUGCUUUUGGAUACAACAAAGCUGGGCAAUGAACUGAAUUUUAAUUUCAUAGCUUAUUUUGCUUUCUGUGAUCACAAAUUAGACGGUUAGUGAUCAGGCGUGUGUUAGUAAAGCAGAGGGACUAAGCGAGCAAGAGGAGAUUGCAAACCAACUGAGCAAGCUGUAGUCGAUAACAGGCACGCUUUGGCAGACAAAAAAGGUAGAACAUGUGAUCAAUUCACUUUGUGAAGAAAAACACCCCCCCCUUUUCACUCAGGCUUUAAUAGACCCGAAACAAUAGCACCAAACAAACCCUGUAAAUUGUUAAUUCGACCUCCAUUGGGCAAUUUAGUCGCAAUAAAGGAAACACGGUUGUGAGUUUGGAAAGUUGCUGCUGUAAAGUGUGAAAUAGCCAAAGGAAAUUUGUCUCCAGUUUAAAGAGUAUCGGCUCAAGGGUAGAGCAAAGAAGGCAGCAUUGUGAAACUUUAUUAAGACACACUGCUUUCAAACAGAAAAAAGCCUGCAGAUAUAUUGGUGAGCCUCUGCUUCUCUUCGACAAAGAGAAAGUAGGCACGGCUAGCCCACAGAAUAUUGAAUCAGUCAAAAAACAGGGCUGGAAACAGGAGCAGGGGAGUUGAACUAUCUCUUGCCUUUUGAGUGGGCGGAUGUCAUAAUUAUCAUUUUCUACAGGAUUGCGAUGGAGGGCCGCGGGCGCUGGCAGAAUCUCCGCAGAUAUGUGGGUGUAGCGGUGGUGUCGACCCUGUAGGGCAAGCCACAUCACUUCCAAUGCAGAGUAAAAAAGGGACAAGGCCCGCCAUAAUUGGUGCCUGGGAACACUGCAGGGCGCUCAGGGGACGUGAUGGACGGCCGGAGCCCGCACGCGCGCACAAACAAAGCCGCACAAGCGCGCUGAAACACACUAGCGCUCACGCACGCUCGUGGAGCAAUAGAGUGCAGGGGGCUCUAAUCUGCUAUCCCAUGUCAGGCUGAAAUGAAACAACCCCUAGCUGGACGCAACAAGUCUCACUAUCUCGCAUUCUCUGUCUCGGCCUCCGUCUCGUUCUCUGUUUCAGCCCCCGAGCAAAAGCAGCGUGACUUUGUGUAUAAGUAGAGCACGCAACUGUUGGUUGGUGACCUCCAAUGGAAGAGGGAGAACAAGGGUUGAUGAAAGAGAAGUUUUCGGUGCUAUCCAGACAGUUAGCUUGGAUUAGCAAGUAGGACCAUGCAGUUGUUGUAAAAAGCACUCCUUGCUCUUCCCUGUUUGUGCUUAGUCACUCUUCGGUGUGUUGCCGUUGUCCAAAGAGUGUGCUAUCUCCAGGACCUGGAAGAAAAUAGCUUCUUUCACUAACGUUGCUAUAAACCUCUCUGUCAAGAGACAUAUAGGCGGUGCUUGCUGCAGGCCAGUGGGUCUUUUUUAUUGCAGUCUGGUGAGUGGAUAGAAUCAUUGCAAGGCUCUGAAACCCAAUCUAAGCUUAAAAUCAUUUUCAACAGGACAGAUUGAUAUUUUUUUUUUCUUUGCAGAGCUGUGUUUGAAAAAAGUUUUUACAGAAAUAUUGCACAAUGCGAGGAGGAUUUGCUGCCUUCUUGGAAACAGUCACCCGUAUAGACUCAGCACCUGUCAUGAAUGUCUAUGCUGCUGCACAGGCUAUAAAUAUUGUAAAAGCUGCUGUUUGGGAGGCAGCACAUAGAAUCCGAUGGGCUGUGGUUAGAGCUCUGAUGAAAUGCUCAGUGAGCACAUUAUUGAGAACAAUAAACACCUCACUGCCCUUGUUUGAAGUGCAACACUCCCUCCUGUGCCUCAGCGUCACGUGUGAUACGCACACGCCUCUUACGCCCGAGCCGUGUUGUCUGUAAAUGCAUUUAAUCUUCAACUUGUGUUAUGAUCCAAAGCUUUUUAAGGCAUGGUAAUCCAUCCCCUCCUAAAAACAAAAAGGGAAUUAUGAGUGUUAAGACUUUCUUUUGCUUUGACUUUGAAGCAUUUGUUCUCCUAACAGGUUUUAACAGGAGCCUCAGAACGCUGUCCAGCUCCUUUCACUGCCCGCUGUGGCGUUGCUCCUUAAUUGGUCUUGAAAAGUCUUGUUCAUGAAGGCCGUGCGGGUCAGCUCAAGUCUCGGUAGUUAUUAAGUCAUCAGACACUCAAUUAACUCUGCAACUGUACCUGAUCUUAUGAAAGAAAAACUUGUAGGGGCAGAAAAACAAGAUACCCCGAGCCAAAUCCGAAUUAAAGUCGGAGUCUGAACUGUUCUUUUGCUAUUUUUGUUCAAAGCUACUUUCAUUGUGGAUUUCAUGAUACAACCCCAAAUCUAAAACAAUGGAGAGUCUUUGUAAAAUGUUGAGAAAAACAAAGUUUGACUGUUUUUCUAAUCAGUUAGACCUUAAAUGUAGCUGAAAAAAGAGCAAGGAAAGCACAUCACUGAAUUUUCCAUCAAUAAAUAGGAAAAAAAAAUUGAAUGUGACGUUGCAGAAAAGUUGGCAGAGUUGUGUAAUGCGAUGUAAUGAACCACACAAAGGGACAUCUCCAGUCUUAAAAGACUCAUGAGUUGCAUAAGUGCUCUUAAAAGUAGGGUUGGGAUAAAAAAUCGAUACAGCAUAGUGUCGCGUUAUUUUGUCGAGUGAUGAAUCAUAUCGUCUCAAUCGACUUAAUGUCGUCUUGCUGAUAUUAAAUCAAAUCUAUGACAAUGGAAAAUAAAAUUAACUGUUCAUCCAGUGAGGUUGGCAGAGGUGACCUCAUAGAGCAGGAGAAAGUUAGCACAUGUAUGUUUAGCAAGAUGUGCUACAUAGAAAUAAAAUACUGUAAGACAAACACAAAGGAAAGCAAAAUGCUAAAUUAGCUCAACGGUUAAAAAAUUGUAUAACUCGCAAUAUAUGGUAUCGCAAUACUCACUGUAUCGCAAGAUGUAAAAACUUGCAAUAAUAUCAUAUCAUGGCCCAAGUAUUGUGAUAAUAUCGUAUUGUGGCCCAAGUAUUGUGAUAAUAUUGUAUUGUGGCCCAAGAAUCGUAUUGUAUAGUGGCCCAAGUAUCAUGAUCAGAUCGUAUUGUGGCCCAAGUAUCGUGAUAAUAUCGUAUCGCAGCCCAAGUAUCAUGAUAAUAUCAAAUCAUGGCCCAAGUAUUGUGAUAAUAUCGUAUCGCGUCCCAAGUAUCGCGAUAAUAUCGUAUCGCGGCCCAAGCAUCAUGAUAAUAUCAAAUCAUGGCCCAAGUAUUGUGAUAAUAUCGUACCAUGGCCCAAGUAUCAUGAUAAUAUCGUAUCGUGGGGCCACUGGUGAUUCCCACCCCUCCUUAAAAGGGGCCUCUCAUAGUGAGGUUUGACACUGUGAGUGACUGCGUGAGUAAAUAUUGUAAGAUGCGAAGACUGCAUGGAGAGAGAUUUAGAGAAUCUGGGGAAAUCAGUGUGCAAAAAGCUCAUGGCUGGAUGUCCUUGAAUUAAAAACAGACCUGACUCUGUAGUGAAGUCUCUGCAUGGGCACGCUGUCUGUAAAUGGUAAAUAAUGCAGGGAUUUCAUUAUAGAAAGAACAAGGCAAAUCAAUACUGCGGUAGAUAACCUUGAUUUGUGGGCCCUCAGGUGGCACUGCAUUCAAAACCGACUUGACUCUGAAGUGGAAAUCACUGCAUGGGCUCAAUAUAGUUAAUUGUUGCAUCCACAAGGAAAAUGUGUAGACCACACCAUUUAAGGUGGAAUGACUCGCAUCAGACUUAUUUUUAUAGGAUGUCUCAGCACUCUUGGUUUGAAGAUGUCCCUGUUUUAAAACCUGAAACUGAGACCGCAGUAUUCUGUCCGUGGGCUGUUGAAGUCUGGUACUGUCUAUUCCUCAGAGUCUCCCUUUUUUUUCAUCGGUCCAAGACUGGAUUUCCUCCAGGCCUGCGCAUCAGUCUGCUCCCUAAGGGUGUCAAACAGGUGGAGUUUUGUUCUACCGGCUCUGCAUCAUAAAGCAACUUAUAGUGAUCCCGGAGUGUCACCAGAAUGAAUAAUGGAAGCAUCUGGUGAAUAAAUAGAGAGAGGGCAGAGCGGGGAGUGAAUCAGAAUAGGUGGUGUACACAGUCCAACUAUAGCGAUUUUCUGUCAGAUGUAAAACUCGCGAGUCCACGUUCCCCAAACACUUUGAGAUAGACUGCGACUUUCUGCUAAUCUUACGCCUGUUAUUACUUGAGAGCUGAGGGAACUUUGGAUAGGUUUUUUUUUUUGCAAGGUUGGCAGAAAGCUAAUCCAAAGGGUUUAAAGCCGGGCUCCUCUUUCUUAUACUUUCACUCCUCUGCUGGUUCAACAUACUCAAACACUCUCCUCGCCAAAUUUUGUUUUGGCGUCUUUACUUUGUCUGUCUGUGGCACUCAGCUGUUACUAAUGACUCAAUGUAUCAGCAGAUGUGUGAAACGAAACUGAUGAUGACUUCAUUUUAGUCCAACCAAUUAGUACACUCAGCAGGAUUCUUGCCGUGAACUGGAGGAAACAAACCUGACACAGAAACAAACCUGACACACAUCUGCCAAUUAAGGACAACGCACAGACAGGAAAUACAAGUGACACCGAUCUGUCAGAGUACAGAGAGCGCUCGAGUCAUGUGGAGUAGUUGCCCUUUGUUUGGGAUUACAUUUCCCUGUGCAGCUAGAAAUACAAUCAAGAACUUUUUACUGGGCCCGACCAAUAUGGAUUUUUUGGGGCUGAUGCCAAUACCGAUUAUUGUGUGUGGGGGGGGGGGGGGGGAUCCGAUUACUGAUUAAUCAGCCAAUUUUAAUUUUUUUUUUAUCAAGUUAGAAUAUAUAUACACACUCCCACCCCCGCCGAUCAGUGCCUCUGCAUCUUUACUCAUGUUAUUCAUUUCCGGUCCGGUCUCAUCUGGAGACAUGCAGCUGCUUCAGUAAGAGAAGUAGCUUGAUCACGUAAUGUGUACUCUUGUUUAUUCUACCAUUUCUGGCAUUUCUAACAGUGUAGCAAGGCUAAUAGCAGAUGGCUAACUCUAACCUUAGCUUGCAUAUUACAUGAAGCUUCACCGUUAACUCGGCGUGACCAAGACCAGCACAGCAGGAAACAUCAUGAAGUGGGUUGAACUGAAACUUGUUGACUUGUUGUGUAUUUCACAAACUGGUUUAUUUAUCGUUGAGGUGGACCAAUCUCCUCCAUGCGUCCCUGAGCUGCCUGCUUCAGAUCGUCACUCUGCUGUGCUGUGAGGUAGUUCGUGGAUGAAGAUUGUCAUGAGGUCGCUGCGCCAUCUACAGGAUAAGUUGGGGAACUUUUCAAAUGGCGGAACAUUUUCAAAGUAAAACCGAAUUUUAUUCCCCGCAUUUUAUUUCUGAAAAUAUUGGCGAAAAUCUGCAAGUUUUGGCCGAUUACCGAUUAGUCUCAAACAGGCUAAAAUUGGCCGAUUUAAUCGGCUCGCCGAUAAAUCGGUCGGGCCCUAAUUUAAAGUUUAUGUGGAGACUUACACUCCAGAGACAGGUCAAGUCUUUGCUGUUAUUCUCUUGAGGAAGUCUAUUUUCAAACUGAACUAGUUGCUCACGCAGUCUCUCACAAAGUUGUGUCCAUUUUUACUCCUGAGAGUCUCAACCUCUAAUAAACGCCUUUUGUAUAACCAGUCGUGUUACUAAUCUGAUGCAAAUCAGAGGGUGUUCCUCAAGGCGCUUUUAUAUUUUUGUUUUUGAGUUAUGUAACUUUUCUCCAAAUUUUUGGAGACAUGCUGCCGGCAUCAGAUGUAAAGAAAAGCAUAAUAUAAUAGAUUUUUAAAUGUGGUCUAUUUGCCAUUUUCAGCUCCAGAUUUUCUAAGAAGCAGUGAACCUUUUUUUUGAGCUGGGGUCGUAAAUCCCGGCCAAUAUACGAUAGCUUCUUUCUAGGUUCGGUUAUGAAAGUAUAUAAAUCGAAGCUGCCACCAUAACUCUGCUUCUCAGCUAUGCUUACCAUGGGAACGAGGAUAUAUCAAACAGUAAAACUUGGUCCGUGGGAAAACAUGAAGUCUGCUUGAUAGCUGUAGAGUGUUUUUAUCAUCUUUUCUCUCUUGUUCUAAAAGAAAAGCAGGACAUGUUUAAUGCAGAUUUGUAGAUAACACAAACUAUACCAUGAUUAGCAGUUAAGUCCUAUUAUGUAGACAUGACAGGCUGUUCUCGGUGCUGCCCUUUAUUAUGUUUACCCUGUGUGUGAGCAGGUUUGUCAACCUUGAGUGUGUGAGUGGCUCCUAGUCUGAGAGUGGAGGUUGUUUAUCAGACAGAGGAUCUUCACCCAUUUGUGAAUCAUAAGACUGUCAUUAGUGUUAUCCUGUGGCCUUUUUACAGCUGCUUUCAAAACAGGCUAUUCACACAGCCGAGAACAGGCAGACACUCCUGAUGAUUACGGGAACAUCACACAGGAUGCAAAACAGUUUCUUACUUAACAACUCCGCAAAACUGACUCAUUUUUUUUCACACUUUGCUUGAAACGUGCCAGUCUUUCUCGAUACAGCAUCCUCAGACUCGAUUUAUCUACAUUUACCAGUCCUCUGGGCGCUGGUUACUCAACACUAAAUAAAACGCGCUCCUCCUGAAAACGGCGGUAAUGCGCAAAGAAAGAUACAUCUGCCGGAUGCAGAUGUCUUCCCUUACAAAAUGCACCUUGAUGCCACAAUACACUUGUGUAAUCCGUGCGCUCAUUUCUGGAGAACUAAUUACUGCGCAUUAGUUAAACAGACCAUUUGAAAUGCAAGCCCACUAAAUCGCGCUUGCCAAGGGAGCAGGCAGAGCCGCCCCCCUCCUCCCUUCUCCAUGCAGUCUUUGUGUUUCUAUUAUUAGUUCUAUCAUGCAUAUGUUUGCUAUCAGAAAUUAAGGCCCACCAGCUGAGAACAGUGAGAGAGGAGGCUGUGCGGUACACAAGGUAUUCAGCGUAUGAAAAUAGUUUUUUUUUUUUUUCCCUCCUCUUUGUAUCCUGAUUCACAUGUUCGGAUGUAUGAAGUGUGCAUGUGCAAAGCAGUCCUGAAAGGGGUCCCACUGCAUUCAUCUUGCCAUAUGAUCUGCUGCCAGCUGUUUGAACUACUGCACUGCACGAGACAGUACACAGCUGAUGGUGCUUAAACAGGCCACUGAUGAUGAUUGUAAAGACGCAGCCCAAAGCAGCCGGCAGAGCGUGGGGGCAUGAGCCUCAUCUCCCUGGUCACCCAGGCUGAGUGUGUGUGUGUGUGUGUGAGUGUAUGAGUGUGUGUGUUGCUGCAGCACCGCCAAAAGGAUCUUAGUGUCUGCGUGGUGGAGCAGUACAACAGAGGGACUGCAACCUAAGUCCUAGCCAGGAGGAGGAUGUGGGGUUGGCUUAUUUAUUCAAAGCUGCAAAAGUUUGGUGCAGCUGGUCUACUUGAUGUAUUAACUUUGGUUCCCUUUAGCUGUAAACUGUCAGGUAGGACUUUAUAAAUGUUUGAACUGAUUAAUAGUUUCUCUUUAAUUUCAGAAUGAUCUUUUUCCUCUAAAUUUACAAAAAAUAAAAAUUAAGAAAAUCAGCCUCAUGUUCUUCUGAUCCAUUAUUGAAGUUAAGUGACGGUUUGAACUUAACCACCUGCAACAUUUAAGUGAACUCAAUAAUGCACUAGUAGAUAUAAUCUAUUAUUGCAAAUAGGGCUCGGCGUUAAAAUGAUAACGAUGCAUAUAGAAAAUUAAUUUCCGUCAAUAUCAAUAUAAAACAUUGUCAAUAUAAUUUUAAAUAGUCGGCAUUCUGCCAUGUUUGGUAGACGAUACGAAUAGUAAAUGAAAAGGGGAGUUGAAGUAGCAAACAACUACUUAGUAGCAGGCUGCAGCUAGAACUUUUACAACCAUGGAACUUUAACACGUGAAGCCAACAGCACAGCAAAAAAGAAAAUGAGGGCUACCCCCGGCAAAAAUGCAGAUAAAGGCUCAACAGAUGGUUGAUAACACUGGCACGAAAACGUCGUUGGUUUGGAGGUAUUUUGUUUUUUUGAGGUCGGACAUGAAGCAGAGCAAUAUGCACUGCAAAUUAUGGGGAAUACCUCAAAUCUUUUUCACCAGCUGAAGCAGUGCGACGCAGCAGAGCACACGCACAAUGCAAAAGGUUACAAACCCCGAGUGGAACAAGGGGCCCAUGGCGCUUGUGCAUCCGAAACAGUCAGCCAUUCAGUUCACUUUCUCUAGCACAACGCUUUACGACAAAACGUUGAAGAGACACAAAGACCUCACAGAUGCAAUAGCUUAUUGUAUUGCAAAAGACGUUCUGCCAGUAAGCACUGUUAAAUUUUAUUUAUUAUAUCGUGAUAUAUAUUGCGAUAUAUAUCGACUGAUAUGAAAAAAAUAUGUUGUGAUAAACUUUUCCCAUAUCGCCCAGCCCUAAUUGCAAAAUGUAACUUUACUUUCAUCACAUUAAGCAUAUUUGGAAGUAGUUACUAAAUUACUUCAAGCUCCUUUUGGCUGAAAUUCAUACUGAUGCCUUUUAAUGAUAUCCAAAAGCAAACAAGACCAUCAGGGAUGAGACUGAUGUGACGGGUGCGAGGGGGUAGGUGUCAAGAAACAGGCCUGUUUCCAUGUCAAAUAUUUACAAUAAAUGACACAAUUGACUGUCAAACGUCAAAAGGUUGAGAUUUUUUCGGCAAGAUAAGCAAGGACUGCUUUGUCCACAGGGGGGCGCCUAAACUGGCACAAAUCAAAAGCCCCUCACUUGAGCUUUAAAUUUAUUUUUAAAGAUAGUAUGGAGCACUUUUGACUUUUAAGCAGAAAUAUUUUCAUAUUUACUCGAAAUGCAUACAUGUUCCUUACGUUUGUUAAUCAUCAGUAUCAGUAUAUUAUAGUUUUUCUUGCUCCACAGUUUUGUUUUGUUUUUUGCUGUUGCUCCCAACUUUUUAAAGUGCUAAAAAAGUAAAAUAGUUGAUUUUCAGACCUGCUUCUUGGCUGCCUACCUCUGUACCCUUAACUGCCAUAAUUAGGCUUGGGACAUUGGAGUAACUGGCCCCAUUGCUCUGGGUAAUUUGGAAAGUAAUGGAGCCACAAAUAUUCUUAAAGGCUGAUAAGUCCAAUGGGCACAUCAAAUACUUCUCGCUGUCCUUAUCCAGAUUCAGACUCUUACAAUACUAAAAAGGAAUGAUACUAUACAGUGUAAGACCUUUACUGGCAAGCAUUUGCAUUGAAUUAGAUCACUUUAUGUGCACCUUCGAGGCGUUUGUAAUGGUUUCCCUUGGACUGACACACACUUUGCAAAUUCAGCUCCGGUGAGCACAUCAUAAACCUGGAUCCAAGUGCGCCGAGUAGCGUGCAUAUUAUCCAGUUGACAGUUUAAGACAUUAUUUUUAGAUAAUACGAACACGGCUGUAGUCAUGUUCUGUCCUCGUCACUGUCAAAGCAAGUAAAGCAUGCUGCAGCCACAAAUAGCCCAUAAGGCAGGAGCCUAAUUCCUGUUUCUGUAGCGUGAGGCAUCUUGAUGUACAAGUAUGAGGGGCUUGUUAUCCCUAGUGGCACCCGACAGAGCCAUUCUCCCAACUCCGUCAAGACUGAUAAAAGUCACUCCAUAUUUAUGUUUUUUAAACUUAUCCAGUGGGUAUCUUGUGGGUAGAAUUCCUUCAGUUUCAUUCUUGUUUGAAAACGCCUCGCUGACACCUCAGUUCGUCGCGUUUUAUGACCUCAGUCCACCUCAUUACUAGGCUACCUGCAGACGCGGUGAUUUAUGGGUCUUGACAACAAGGUGGUUGAAGGAGUACAUUUUAAUUCACACAAGUCUGAGGCUUGCUGUCAGAACCAUAUAAAUAGUGUUUAAUAUACCGUCCUAUCAUCUCCAUGUCUGAAAGCUAAAAUGUAAAUGUAAUAUAUACUCAUGACAGAGAUCAAACACCAUGAUGAUGGAUCACGGGCUCGUAUGGAACAGCUCUGAGACUGAUUACCAUCCCAAGACUAAGCCUCAGUGCAAAUACCAAGAAUGAGUUCUACUUUCACAGUGGCAACUAUCUCUCUGAGGGUUAGAGGAAAGGCGUUGGGAAUAGUUGAUACUUUCUCACUUUAACCGUCAACACAAAAACUAACAGUUAAAUCACAUUUUCAGUCAGGACCACUUAGAUCUCUCCUCUUUAUUUGUAGGUAUGAGUUUGUUCCGAGAGCUCCCAGCCCCUCCACGUGCAUACAUGGUACUCCGAAGCUAAGGCAGGGAGAACAGCAGCGAAGUUGGACUUUAUAUUGCAUUCAAGUUACCUUUGAAGUCAGAAGUCCAAGCUGAAAGUGACGUCACACCCGAGUUACCAGCGUUUCAGUUACCAAGUCGGAAAUAAGCAAAAUCGGAGGCGGAAACAAGAUGGCUGCAUACAAAAGUUGUUUAAGCGCUUGCCUUGUCCGAAUAUAAGGCAAGCGCUAAAAUAACUUCUGAAGUAACUUGAACACAGUAAUAAUCCCAUUUGAUGAGGGCAGGUAUUGGGUAGGGGUGUCCCGAUACAACUUUUUACUCCGAUGCGAUACCGAUAUUGAUCCGAUAUUGGCGCAAGCUUGUGCAUGACAAGUUUUGCACUCAGUUGUAACUUCUUUUUCGGAAUAAUACGAAAAAUACUGCCACACGGCAGACAUCACCCUGAUUCUUUGCUACUUUGUUAGUACCUUAGUACACACUGUUGUUGUGAUCACGUGGGCUCUGCGUGCUGGAUCGGGGCACUGCUAGAUAGAGGUGCUGGAGCGGAGUCUGGAAUGGACUACCUGUAUCCGAGUGCUGAUAUCAGAGACGUUAGAUGCAGGCCGAUAUAAUCUGAUAUUUGUUUUUUGGCUGAUAUGGGACCGAUAUCCAAUAUCAAUAUCGGUUAGAUCAGCCGUUGAACUGUGUUCUGAGUUUCACUUUGUGGCCUGCCUGGACUAGCACGACCCCCAAUUUUAAUUAUCGUGGCGCUUAACAGAAGAGUAAAGGUGAUUUUUUAACUCUUUUUUUAAAAUCAGAUCUUCAUUAUUAUGCACAUAGAAAUGCCUGACAUUUCAGAAACACUCUACAACACAUGCUUUAUGUAGUCACAUGUAAGCUGAUGUAAGCAUCUUUCACUGAAGUGCGAGACUCUUCUUUAACUGACAAAAAAACCCAUUCAGAGGGGCUAUGUAGGACUCCUCUAAGGCACUGUAAUAAAGUCUUCAAGUUGAACCUGAACAAAUCAUAACGACCCUCGCAUGUGAUGAUCUACUAUUAAUACCCGUCAUCUCCUUUGCCUUUAGAAACAGGGCAGUUUCAUUCUCAGCGAUCUUCAGAUUAUAAUCAAACCUGAUCCACUUGAAAACACUGCACUUUUUUCCUGAUAUUAUGCACCUAUUCACUGCAACAGUACAUCUUAUAGCUGGCUCCAGAGUAGUGUGAAUAUGCUAUUUCUGGGAUUGUAAGUGGCUAAUGCCUUUUGUGUAUGUGCCUGGAGAAAGCUCAAUGUGAGAAAAAUCUUCCAUCUACAGAUUUUUCUUCUCCUCGCUCCCUCAUCGACUGAGAACCAGCUCUUUCUUUCCCUCUAACUCAUCUCAUCUGAUGUCGGAUGAUGAUUUGGCUUCACACUCAUGCAUGAGGGGAGUUCUCAUAGGGCUUCGCUAGACCUCUAAUUGAAUUGUCUGAACAGCAAGAGAUGCGCAUUUAAAUUUGAAAAGAAAAGAGAGACCAGCACUGGGAGAAGUGUUUCAUCUCUCGUGCCCGUCACGCUGAGUUCCAUGCAACAUUGAUUACCUGGGGAAAAAAAAAAAUGGAUCGGUGAGAGAAGUCUUUUUGAAAUAUUGAGGACGGAGUGCAAGAGGCGAAUGCCUUCCCAUAUCUGCCCCCAGCAGUAUCAUCAUGCAGCCUGCGAUAACAUCUGUCAAUAGUCUGUUUCAUUUCACAUUGUCUCACGAACCAUCAGGGUCACAGAGGUGAGUGCCUCAGGUACAGUGACCGCCACCUGGCUGCUGAGACAGAUAAGUAAUGAAAGUAAAUGACCGGAGAGAUCCUCAGGGGAAGAGUUCUGGAGCCAUCUCAAAAUUGCAUACGUAAUAGGCUUUGAGAAAUCAGAUUUGAAGUGAAAUUUAAUUCCAGCAUGUAAUAUAUCCCAAUAAUAAACACGGCUAAUUUGACCUCAAAGUCAGAUAUGGUCAUUUUAUCCAGCCGUCUCUGACAUCUAUGUGACGAAACACAUUUGGGAGACUUAAAGCGGUCAAAUUUUGAGACGUUAUGAUGUCGGGAGCCUAUAAUAUUUAACCACUUAGAUUUUUUUUUCACACAUCCUCCUCUUAAUCUCCUCAAAAGGGAUAAAAGCAACAAUAAAGCAGAUCGAAUAUACCCAUCCUCUAUGUCUGAAUCUCAAAUGCACAUAUGCAUAAUAAAUCAAAGGAGUUAUUUAUUUUUAUACUGUCAGGUUAAUGUUCAUACCGUUUCUCCAGUUUCAUUUACGAGGGGUACAAAGAUGACACGAAAGGCUGUCCUCCAAAAUGCAAACGAGACUCACUGACAAUAGCCGAAGUCGACAAGAUUUGCUGCUUAUCACGAUUUUUUAUGCGUCUGCAGGAUUAUUGGCUUUACAAACGACGUGUGCAUUUGUCAUUUGGAGAGAUGUUUCAAUAGCUGGUCUCCAUAUUGUUAUCGGCGCAGGCUGACAAACAGCACUGGAUGUCCCUGAAGGCGAGAGCACGCAGCUAAUUAUUCUGCUCCAUUCUGUCUGAUGUUUCGGUGAUUCCCUUUGGAGAGGAGUAAAACGGAUUAUUAAGGCUUUAAGUUUGAGGACUGUUUUUGUAGGUAGACUCUUAAUGAUGAUUUCAAGAGAUUUACAUACGAUAAAGAAGUUGUUAAGGUUUAUUUUCCUGCUUCAAAUAACAACUAGCAAAUAUUCCUCGCGGUACUUUGAUGUUCCCCAGGUCAGGAGAGCGCAAGGGUGUAAGUCUCGGUCUACUGUAGCUGAAUAGUUAAUGGUAACCUGGGGGUACACGCUUGAGCACAUCAGAGACAUCGAAGAAAGUUUCGACUCGGCUCAUAACUCUGGGUUCACCCUUAUAGGAAGAAAAUAAACCAAAGCGAGAUUAGCUUGGCAAAAAAUGUGAAAGAGAAUAAAAAAGUAGGAGAUUUAUGACUUUCAAGUGCUGCUUUUGUCUUCGAAGUUGAGAGCAAACUGGAGGGGUUCUGGUCACGAGUCAUCACAAGCCAUCUGAGCUGUGGGUUUGUAAUUUAGUGUAUUUUCUCUUUGUUUCUCACUGUGUAGUAUAUUUAAUUUUGAAUAUGCUGAGGUAAAUAUCGUCACUCAAGCGAGCUGCUUCCAGGAUUGUUACUCGGCUAAGCAAGUUGUGAAAACUAUUAUUUCCAGGCCAGAAUGCUCUACCAUCCAUAUGUAAACAAACACUCUUCUGCACCAUUUUCAACCAGAAAAUGUGAAUGAAAUCGUAUGGCCGGUGGUGCUAGCUCUGCUGGUGUUCGCUUUGUAAUCCUGUCUGCUUUGAAAUACCACAUAAAGGACUAGGUAAUUACUUGUUGUGUAACAUCCAUCAUUGCAAAGCCACAAAUUGAUGCUUUGUUUUUCACACCAGCUAUCUGACUCACUCAGAAAGCAUUCAUUAAACAUGGAGUCUGCUGGUAAUCACUGUCAUAUUGCUUCCCUGAGUGUGGCUAACAUCAUCAGCGGCAUUGAAUACUCGCUGCAGGUUAAUAUCCUCAUGCCUGUUUUGGUUUACUCACUUCUCCGACUGAGUAGUUGUGAGCCAAUUCAACCGGACAGCCCACAUAAGAGUUAAUCUCCGUUUUGUGGAUCAAAUAACUGAUCUGCAUUCUCCACCAGAGGUGCACUCCGGUCUGCAUUCUGCAUGACUUCUUCUACCUUCUUCAGGGAAAAGUCGGUGGGAAACACCCUUAUUAAAAACGUGCCCUACAUUUCAUUGACUCUCAAUGGAGAGAAAGUGAUUUAUGGUCAAAGAGAGGUCGAGCACCGUUUAUAGACGGAUUAUGAGUCAGAGGUUUGAGCCUCUGACAAACUCCGUUCUCCACAGGCUGAAAUACUGGGCUUGCCUAGUCUUGUUUGAAUAAAGCUCUCCAGAUGCUUAUCUCAUUCGUUAACAAGAGCAGCUGUGUCUUCCUGCCGUCGUCCGACUUCUUAUCUCUUUGAAGAACUCUGUAAGUGAACGGUGGAUAUCUACUUCUCCUUGAUCAUGAGGAGAUGGCUACACUUCCCCACCGGGCCCCCGAGAGUGAUCUACCCUUUGAUCCAUUGUGAUUUUAGUCAAAUUAACGUAAUGGAUUGAGAUGUGGCGCUGAGGCAUGCCAUCAUUAAAAUCGCAUUGCGGCGCUUCUCACAUCGUUCCAAAUAAAUCCAGUUUAAAAUGAAGUCUGAGUUCUCUGUUAGGGCUUGUUUUCAGCGGGCGGCACCGUCCGUGUGCUCCAGACGCUUCAGAGCAGCACAAUAACACUAUCAAAUUAACACAUUUAGCGAUCAAAUUGAUGAACAUAGGUGCGGUUUGCUGAUUAAUUCACUGCAAAGUCAGCCAAGCGAGAGUUAAUUGCUCGAACAGUAAAGACACAAUCAUUUAUUUCCAGUUGGGUGUUUUAAAAGCCCGUUGUAAAUCUUUUCCAAGACGAGAAUUCUAAAUGAACCGGAGUGACUUCUGCAUUUGUAUGAGUCACGCUGAGUAAGUCUGUGUUCAAAUGAGUCCUGAAUACAAAGGGCAGAAAAAUCAGUCAAAUGAGAGAGCCAUUUCUUUGAAUGUACCAUUAUCCCACUGUGAGUCGCUGAACAGAGAUGCCAUCUUACUGUCAUUGCUCAUCUUGUGAAAUGUAUUUACUCAUUGGUAAAAUCCAUCAUCUAGUUGGAAACUCAAGAUUGUGAUGACUGUUUGAUAUGGAUUAUUAGGAUUCUCGUUAGCUGUUUCACUUGAUUAAACUCAUGUUCCCUAUAGCCACUCAGGAUACAUUACUGCAAAUGUGUUACAAAAUACCAUGUGAGGAUCUCGAAAGGGAUAAGACUGAAUUGCAAAGAGAAAGUUUUAUGUGAACAGAAGGACAUACAUGUGCAUAAACAUGAUACAGAAAUGCUGACAUUUAAGAUGAACUGAGGGGAAGUGAAAAACCGUCAUUAGAUCAGACAAAUCAAAAUUAGACUCUCUUUUUGGAAAUCAUGGAUGCUGCAUCCUAAAUAGAGGAAGGAGUUUUAUUUUGCAUGGGCUUCUCGUACAUAUGCAACACAAAAAAUGUUUUUUUUUUGCCCCCUUUUCAAUUAAACAAAGACUUCAAAUGAUUUGCAAAACAUCAAAUUCAGAUUUAAAAACUUUUUUCACAGGGUCCCAACUCAUGUAACUGGGGGCUGUAAUUCUAUGGUAUAUAACCUUUCAUCCAAGAAGAGUGUGACCUCCACUCAUGCAUAGAUUGUGCCAUGCUUGUAUUUUUACGCCAUAAUGCUUUCAUACAAAGACAUCCAAGUUCAUGUACUCUGGCACAUGAAACUUGUAUGACACGUGCGCAUAGUUUAAGAGUGUCAUAUAGACCCAUGUAUUAAAUUUGUAUAAAACCUUGUAAAACAUGUACACUCAAUGCUAUUUUCUUUUUCUUCCUAUCCCUUCUUCCCAUAUCUGUCUCCACAGACAUCUCGAGGCGAAAUGCUGCCCUGUAUCAUUUUCAUCGGCUUGUUCCUCUCUGCGGUCCAAUCCCAAGAUAUCCAUCCCUCAGAGGCAUCAUCCUCCAUUAGCGAGUCUUGUGACUCCUUGUGCUCCUGCGAGGGAAAAGAUGGCAUCCUUCAUCUGAACUGCGAGCAGAGAAACAUCAGCAAAAUCUCCCAAAUCAAAAUCCCAGCAGGUGUGCCCUUCCACCUGAACCUUUACAAAAAUGACUUGGUCGAACUCCGUGCAGAGGAAAUGGAAGGGCUUAAGAAUGCCCUUUCGCUGCACAUUGGGGGUAAUAGCAUACAAGAGCUGGAGCCGGGGGUCUUUAGCUCGCUGGGCUCACUGAAAAAACUCCACAUAAAUAGCAAUUUCCUCGUCACUUUGAAAGAGGACACUUUUCAAGGCCUGGUGAACUUGGAGUUUCUCCAAGCCGACACAAAUUUCAUACGGGUCAUCGAGCCGGGGGCCUUCAACAAACUGAUCCGCCUCAAGGUCCUAAUCCUCAACGAUAAUUCCAUCGAGUUUUUGCCCAGCAACAUUUUCCGGUUCGUUCCCCUCACCCACCUGGACUUACGUGGCAACAAGCUUCAGACCUUGCCUUAUGUUGGGUUUUUGGAGCACAUCGGACGGAUUAUGGAACUCCUCCUUGAGGACAACGACUGGGUCUGUGACUGUGAUAUUUUACAUCUGAAAAUCUGGAUGGAGAACAUGAGGGCCCAGUCGGCUUUGGGGGAUGUGGUCUGCACGACACCACAUCAUCUUAAGGGGACUAUUCUUGCUAAAGUCAAGCGGGAUGUUCUGUGCCCCUCUCACGCAGACAUCAACCUGGAGGAGCCGUCUAAGUCACUGGAUAUGGUCGUGACCCCCUCAUCCAAAGUGGCUCAGAUUCCCAAGGUGAACAACGCCAAAGACGACGCAAAGGUACCGACACCGUCUCACAUUCCCGGCAGCCCUUGUGUGGAGCACUGCUCUUGUCACAAUCACCCUGUGGCUGGGUUUUUGAUGCAUUGUCAGGACAGAGGGAUUCAGAAGGUGUCUGAUAUCGGAAUACUUCAACAGAGCCCGACUAAGCUGGUCAUGACGGGGAAUAUGAUCCAGAAACUUUUCAAGUAUGAUUUUGUCACCUACGAUAGCUUAGAAUUGCUCAACCUUGCGAACAACAGGAUUGAUUACAUCGAUAAUGAAACUUUUCUCAGCUUGAGCAGUUUGAAAAAGCUGUACUUGAACGGCAACAGAAUUGAGAAACUCUUCUCCACGAUGUUUGUGGGACUGCACAACCUUGAAUACCUGUAUCUGGAAUACAAUCUUAUCAAAGAGAUUGCUCCAGGCACUUUUAAUCCCCUGCCAAACCUGAAGCUGUUGUCAUUAAAUAACAACCUGCUCAGCUCCCUCCCAGCGCAGAUAUUCCGCAACGUGCCCCUCACCAAAUUAAACUUGAGGAAAAAUCUACUUAUGCAUCUGCCAGUGAGCAACGUGCUUGAUCAACUUGACUCGCUGGAGCAGAUUUAUUUAGAGGACAACCCCUGGGACUGCAGCUGUGACUUGCUGAGCCUCAAACAAUGGGUGGAGAAACUCAGAAAGGACACGGUGGUGGGCUCCAUUUUGUGUCAGACCCCGAAUAAAGUGAUUCAGGCUGAACUGAGAAGCCUGCGUCAUGAGGUGCUAUGUCCCGGAUUGGGGACGUACUUCCCGAUGUCUCCAGACGGAGAGGAGAGUGUCACAGCUACCCUGGGGCCUGACAGCGUCGACAAAGGUUUAUUCAGCUCACUCACAGACACCGUCCCCCUCUCUGUGCUCAUCUUAAGCCUUCUUAUGUUUGUCCUUAUGAUUAUAUUCUGCGCAGCCGGAUUGGUGGUGUUUGUGGUGCACCGGCGUCGGCGCAGGGCUAAGAAAAAAGCAGCAGAGGAGCAGCCGCGUGAAAACAGCAGCAGCCCCAUCCACUUACACUAUAGCAUGUACGGACAAAAAACAACACACCACACUCUGACACAAAGAACGGGGUCCGCCACCCUCUAUGAGGAGAGAUCACACAGCCCUAUCGUGCAGAUCUGCCGCAACCCCACGUACUGCUCCCAGCACAAGGAGCACGACGCCGAGUUGGAUUACAGCAUGGACGACCCGAGCACUAAGCACCAGUUCUGCCGGAGUAUCAUGGAGAAGGAGAACACUUCCCCGCUCACCGGAAACCCCAGCUCAAAGUUCAGACCCAUGACCGGAGAGUGCCCCGCAGAGUUCGUCACUCUGGGUAAUCCCAACUCUUUGUACAGGAACAUUCUGGAGCGGGAGAAGGAGCUGCAGCAGCUCGGUAUAACAGAGUACCUUCGCAAGAAUAUGCCUCAGCUCCAGUCUGCUGUUGACAUGCAGGUCCCGGGGCACCAAGAGGAGUUAAAGCUAAUGGAAACAAUUAUGUACUCAAGACCACGCAAGGUCAUGCUGGAGCAAACUAAGAACGAGUACUUUGAACUCAAGGCCAACUUGCAUACUGAACCAGAUUACUUAGAGGUUCUGGAGCAUCAAACUGCAUUUAACUGAGAGUACACAAACAGAAAACAACUCUAUAUAAUAUAAUAUUACAUUUGAACCAAGUGCCUUGUCCUGUUUGCCCUCUUGUACUUUCCACAGUGUGAAAUAUAUACCAUGGGCACAUCACUUUCAGUUGAACUGUAGCACAGAAUGUAACUGGUUUCUUCUUUGUUACCUGUAUGCGUUGACAGCCAUGUUAUGUAGCUGGUGAGAAGUGUAUUUUUGGCCAAAUAGAACCUAAAGAAGCUACCACAGUCUGUUGAGCAGACCUGGCUUGAAACCAACUUUGAAAUUAGAGCUCAAUCAGCAUUCUAUGAUUGAUGAAAUAUCCACGGCGCACUGCAGCCAACUUGAAUUGAUCCGCAUAGCGCUCACCCCCCUCCCCCUUCCCCUCCCUUAUGUGACAGCCCGAUAGGAUAAAGCAGAUGUUUGGAAAGAAGUGGGUGAAUUUCAAUCACCACUUGACCCAGAAUUGCUGUUUAAUCAGUCUAUCCUUACUCGGGGUAUGACCUGAUUACACCCCCUGUCAACACGAGCCAGCUGGAAUCCUGUAUCCAUAAUGCUCAUUGUGCCGUAGAGUCAGCAAAAUGCCAACCGUAUAUCGGAAAACAGUGAUAGGAGCGCGGGUCCACUGCUGAUCCGUCACUUGUUUUGAUCAAUACAAGACGCUGCACAGCUGCAGUCAUAGGACCUCUAUUUAUUUUUAUACAGAGUGGUGAUAUUCACAGAAAGGAUGUGUAUUCUUCUCUCAAUCAGUAAAUACGGCACUUAAAGUACAGUAUAUUCUACACAACUGUAAUCUUGUAAAAAUGCAUUGCACUAAUCAAAUGCCAUAAGAUGGUGCAUGACAAUCAACUGAAUCCUGCUGAUUUCUUUUUUUUCUGUUUGUUUGUUCGUUUGUUUGUUUUUUAUUUUCGACUGAGCCACAAAUGAGUGUGAUCCUUCAGUGUGUGUGCCUGUAUGUGAGACUGCGUUUCAUGCGACUAAUUUAUGUCUGAAGAUAUUCAAGCAGCAUUCAGGAACAAAGCUCCUCCACGCUGGAACUGUUUUGAACUCCUCAAAGACGGGAUAUGUUACACUGUUAGCACACUUAAUGGGUACUGAUGAGCGCCGUCACCCAGGAGCUCCAGUUUUUCAUACGGACCACCUGCCGACUGACUUCAGCUGACCCCCUUCCCUUCCCCACCCUCUGUUAAAAGCAAUGGACUGCUGUUGGGACAGUGCAGGAUUUAUACUAUACACUCCCUUCAUACACAUUCAACUUUGAAACGGUUCAUGUAAGCACACACUCUGUAGCUUUUCUACUUAACUAGAUUGAAUUAUUUAUUCUGUAUAUUUUGUAUAUACUUAUGUUCCAUUCUAUCUUUGGUUUUUGUGUGCCUUCAGUGCUGUACAGAAUAUAAACAGAAGUUGUAACUGAUAAACAGGAAAUAAAGAGUUGAAAUAUUCCAUAGAC